Manduca sexta (tobacco hornworm) is the source of this 1468-nucleotide messenger RNA. RefSeq lists its product as uncharacterized. The transcript has 3 exons. Gene Ontology annotation, biological process: regulation of synaptic transmission, cholinergic; sleep; positive regulation of voltage-gated potassium channel activity. Bases 360 to 782 code for a protein of 140 amino acids. The record is from RefSeq and is a predicted model, not a curated record. Lineage: Eukaryota; Metazoa; Arthropoda; Insecta; Lepidoptera; Sphingidae.
GUCAUCCGUUUAAAGAUGCUUCUGUAUAUUAUUUGUUAUUCACGUAACAUUAUUUUAUGAUUUAAUUAAAUUGUAAUCGAAAAUAACCUAGAUAAUAUUUCAUACACACGUUAUAAAAAGCUUCAAAAUUCCUGCUAAAAACAAGGAACGAAAGAGAAGACAGCCGCAGAACAGGACAGAAGGUAGAAGAAUAUUUAAAUGAUCUAACAAAAUGAGCAAUCGGAAUUGUCGUCCGUCACAACGAGCCGCAUCCUUUGCGAAUCACAAUCGAGGGAGCCGUGGUGCUGGCCUUGCGUGACAACUUGCAAUCUCGACAUUACUCGUAGUGUCAUAUUAGCAAUUGUAGCCCAGUGAUCAACAUGAGAUACGCUCUUGUAUUCCUGUUUCUUUGUGCUGCUUUUGAGUGGGGCUUUGCCAUCAUGUGCUACGAAUGCAACAGCGCUAUCAACAGUCUUUGCCUGGAGAAGGUCUUACCUGAAAGCCUGAAGAAGAACUGCUCAGAUCAUGAUAAAGGCGUGACGCACACCAUGUGCAGGAAGAUUAUACAGCACGUGGACCAUUCUGUGAACGGGAAGUACCCGGAGAGCAGGGUCGUCAGGAGCUGUGGGUGGGACGAGACUAAGUUUAAGGGUAUGUGCUACCACCGCGCAGGGUACGGCGGAAGGCAGGAGGUUUGUUCCUGCAUGACUGACUACUGCAACGGAGCGUUUGCCGCACACUCCUCGACUGCAUUGCUGAUUUUUACUGUUCUACAGAUGCUAGUUACGAAUUUAUGCAAAUGAACUUAUAGGAAACAAAAUCAUGAUGAUAUAGUUUAGUCCACUGUAAUUGCCUUUUACACAAUAUUAGUUUUGCGAAUGUAAAAUGAAUCUUCGUUCCUACAAAAUUUAUUUAAAAGCGAGUAUGCUUGUGGUAGGAUACAUUUUAUAUCCGCGCGGAUAGCGACCACUAAACGCAAGGUGUUACAACCGGCCAUAGUAGUCCACGUUAGUAUGUUCUGGGAUCUGCCUGUGUAUAUACGGUUCCAACAGGCCGGCAUAAUUGUAUCGAAUGCCGAUGGGUAAUCAUUUCUCGUCAGUGCACAUUUUAUUGGACCCCACUCCACUUACCAUCAGGAGCAGUGGGGUCACUAUGUCGUGGUCGGAUAAAUAAAAUAAAAAGUGUAUAAUAUAAAUAAAAGAACAUAAUACAAGUAUUAGCUUCGCUUUUUAAAUAUUUUCUCUCUGCGACUAGUAUGCGCCUUGUCGAGAGACCCUAGUAUUCAACCUGUUCAAAGGGGUAAGGUGAAUAAAAUUUUAUCAACUUAAUAUUUCAUCUGAUUGACUGUUUAAUUUCCGGUCUGAAGUAAGUGAAAUUUAUUGCCAGCAAAGUUGACUACAGGUAAAUGUAUUGAACGUAUUUUAUGUGAUGUAGUUUUUCAUUGUGAAUAUAAUGUAAAUAAUUUUACAAUAAAUUCAUGUUUGCUGCA